Molecule: messenger RNA, 3773 nt
Organism: Pungitius pungitius (ninespine stickleback)
Lineage: Eukaryota; Metazoa; Chordata; Actinopteri; Perciformes; Gasterosteidae
Product: disks large homolog 4
Exons: 16
Coding region: 459-2498 (679 amino acids)
Biological process (GO): postsynaptic neurotransmitter receptor diffusion trapping; embryo development; chemical synaptic transmission
Cellular component (GO): neuron projection; neuromuscular junction; postsynaptic density membrane
Molecular function (GO): kinase binding
Source: RefSeq, a predicted model, not a curated record
AGAGAGAGAGAGAGAGAGACAUAGACCCUCUGAGGCUGUGCAGUGGAGCGUCGAGCAGAGAGAGGAAGAGGAGGAAGAGGAGGAUGACAGAGAGACAGAAACAGCCUGUCUCUCUUUCUCUGUUUUCUCUUCUCGUUGGAAUUCGAUCGUUCUUCAUUCCUCUUCAUCUCACAAAAGGUUCUUCUGGUUUGUCACCUCUCUCUUUCUCUCUCGCUGUCUCCCCCUUGUCUCUCUCUCUGGGUGAAUGAGGGAGGAACGAGUGAUGUGCCAAGCUGUCAGUCAUGUCGGACGCUCCGUUACCGGGUCCAGGAGACUACACCUAACGAGUUUCUUUUUCUGCUGAGACCCCCCCACUCUUUUCUGUUGGCUUGUUAAUUAUUCAUCCGUCACUCCAUCAUCUUUAUGUAACGGCGUCCUCCUGAAGAGAGAGACAGGGAGAGUGAGUGAGACAGGGAGGGAUGUUUGUGUCGGUGUGGUACGCUAAGAAGAUGGGAAGACGAUUCAUCAACAACGUGAGGCGAGCAAAGAGACACAGGCAGAGGAUGAUGAUGAACGGAUCAGAAGGAGAACUGGAGUAUGAAGAGAUCACUCUGGAGAGGGGUAACUCCGGUCUGGGCUUCAGCAUCGCAGGAGGAACCGAUAAUCCUCACAUCGGAGACGACCCGUCCAUCUUCAUCACUAAGAUCAUCCCGGGAGGAGCAGCCGCUCAGGAUGGACGCCUCAGGGUCAACGACAGCAUUGUGUUCGUUAACGACGUGGACGUGCGUGAGGUCACUCACUCCAUUGCCGUUGAGGCGCUGAAGGAGGCGGGACCUGUCGUCAGGCUGUACGUCCUGCGGCGACGCCCACCCAGCGAACGUGUCACACAGAUCAAACUGAUGAAAGGGCCUAAAGGUCUGGGCUUCAGUAUCGCGGGUGGAGCAGGGAACCAACACGUUCCCGGAGACAACAGCAUCUACGUCACCAAGAUCAUUGAGGGCGGAGCGGCGCACCGCGACGGACGGUUACAGAUUGGAGACAAGAUACUAGCUGUGAACCACGUCUCCCUGGAGGACGUCCUGCACGAGGAUGCCGUGGUUGCCCUGAAGAACACGGGGGAGGUGGUCUACCUGAAGGUGGCCACGCCCAACUCGCAGUACAUCCACCAGAGCGAUCGAUACAGCCCCCCUGACCUCACCAGCUCCUAUAUGGAGCCGGACUACAUGUGCGACUACCCCCAAGUCCUCCCUCCUCCGUCACCACGGAGAUACUCACCCAUACCCAGAGGCAUGAUGGGAGACGAUGACUAUUCUCGGGAGCCCCGCCGAGUCUGCGUCCAACGGGGCUCCACCGGUCUGGGGUUCAACAUCGUAGGGGGGGAGGACGGAGAGGGGAUCUUCAUCUCCUUCAUCCUGGCAGGAGGACCGGCAGACCUGAGUGGAGAGCUCAGAAAGGGAGACCAGAUCCUCAGUGUGAACGGUGUGGAUCUCAGGUAUGCGACUCAUGAACAAGCUGCAGCAGCUCUGAAGAACGCCGGGCAGACGGUCACCAUCGUGGCCCAGUACAGACCUGAAGAGUACAGUCGCUUUGAAGCAAAGAUCCACGACCUGAGAGAGCAGAUGAUGAACAGCUCCUCCGGGAGUCUAAGGACCAACCGCAGCUUUUAUCUCAGGGCGCUCUUCGACUACGACAAGCAGUGGGACUGCGGCGUCCUGUCUCAGGCUCUGGACUUUAACUUUGGGGAGGUUCUCCACGUGAUGGACAGCAGCGAUGACGAGUGGUGGCAGGCCCGACGGGUGAACCAGCAGGGGGAGCUAGAGGAGCUCGGUUUUAUCCCCUCCAAGCACAGGGUGGAGAGGAAAGAGUGGUCCAGGAUGAAGAGCAACGGGAGAGAAGGCUUCGUUCACAGCUACGAGCUCAUCACUCAGAUUGAAGUCGACUACGCUCGUCCUGUCAUCAUUCUGGGUCCGACCAAAGACCGAGUCAACGAUGACCUGCUCUCAGAGUUCCCAGACAAGUUUGGCUCCUGCGUCCCCCACACCACCCGCCCACGCAGGGACUACGAGGCGGACGGGCGGGACUAUCACUUUGUGUCGUCACGGGAACAGAUGGAGCGGGACAUCCAGUCCCACCGCUUCAUAGAGGCGGGGCAGUACAACAACCACCUGUACGGGACGUCGGUGCAGAGCGUCCGACAGGUGGCCGAGCAGGGGAAACACUGCAUCCUGGACGUGUCGGCCAACGCCGUCAGGAGGCUGCAGGCGGCUCAGCUCCAACCCAUCGCCAUCUUCAUCCGCCCUCGAUCCCUGGAGAACAUCCUGGAUCUGAACAAGCGUCUCUCAGAGGAUCAGGCGAGGAAAGCUCUGGAUCGAGCCAUGAAACUGGAACAAGACUUUCUUGAGUGUUUCUCAGCCAUCGUGCACGGCGACAGCUUCGAGGAGGUGUACCACCUGGUCAAAGCCGUCAUCGAGGAGCAGAGUGGCCCGUACAUCUGGGUUCCUGCUCGGGACAGACUCUGAUUGCACAGCGAUGGGCGCCGUCUCAUUAGAAACAUCCUCCUCAUGCUUCUCUUCCUCAUGCCCCUCCUCUUCCUCCACAUGCUCAUUAUCAUGCUUCUUCUCUCCUUCCUCCUGCUCCUCCUCCUGAUGCUCCUCUUCGUCAUACUCCUCCUGUAUCAUGCUCUUCCUCAUACUCCUCAUGCUCCUCCUGCUCUCAGUGGUGUCCCCUGGUGGAGAGCAGGAGAGGGUUUGUCUUCUUACAGUUUUCUUAUCUUCCAUGAGAUGGCGACCAAGCGUUUGAUUGGAUGGAUGCUAUAGCUUCUUGAAGGAGAGGGCACCUGUCUGUCUCUCCACCUGUCUGCCUCUGUACCUGUCUGUCUGCGUCAGAGGACACUAUGGAGAGAGACGGAUGGUCAAUUACUUGAUUGAUUCUGUAUUAUCAUUCAAUAAUGCAUCGGGAUUGUAAAGUUCAGUUGGUAAUGAAGUAUUUAUAAUAUCCUAUUUAUUUAAUGAUUUAUCUAUUUAUUUAUUUAUGUGACGUGAAAGUGGUGUGAGCGUGUGAGCGUGUGAGUGUGUGAGCGUGUGAGUGUGUGAGUGUGUGAGUGUGUGUAGUGUACAUAAAGACUUGUGUGACUGUAAAUAAAACUAUGGGGCUCAAACACAGUCUAUUCAGGGCUUAAAGUAUCAAACACUAAACUACGAUACCUACAAUCCCCUUCUGAACGCACCCCGCCCCCCUGCCUGGACUACAAACCCCACAAUCCUCUGUUGCAGGAGACAGACGAGGCGAACCUGAAACUAAACACACGCUUUAGAGCCGAUGGACUACAUUACCCAGAGUUUCCAGUGACUAAACCACAGAACCACCCAGCUACAGAUCUGUCUACCCACAAUCCCUGGGGAUGGGUCUCUUUCCCACCAGUCCCCAUGAUCCCUUGACCAGAAAGCUCAAAAAACCCUCUGAGGGGUCAGGCUGUGAGAGGAUGUGGGGAUGGGGGGGGCUGUCCGGACUCCAUUACCCACAAUGCUUGUGAAUUAGUUUUUGAUGUUCUAAAUUUCAGGGUCAUUUGAACAGUUAAUUAUUCAAACAAAAAACCCUGGUUUAUCAUCUCUCAGACACCGGGUUUAGGGGGAGGGGCUCUUUUCUUUCUGAGUACUGACAGAAACACUUUAUUAGACUUAUAUAUCGGGAUAUUUAUUACCCUGUGACACACACACACAGCAGGCUGUCCGAUAUGUUGUAUAAUUAGCUCUAAAUGAAAUUAAAAUAUUGAAAUAAAUUCCUUAUAAAACCUG